AUGGCGGGGCCUCCCGCCAACGGGAAAUCAAAAAUACUAGUGCGAGCGUUAAGACGCCUUGAGCAAGCGUUCAGCGAAAAGUUGAAAGUUGAACAAAGUACACAACGUCGUACUAGGGCUGUCGCACUAGGGGUGGUUGUUGCAAAUGUCGCCUCGCUGGUCCAUGUCGUCCGGAGUUUAAUGCAAGGAGUUGAAUCCCAUAGAGAGUUGGCGAAAGAAUCGUGGUCAAUUAGGUACGCCCCGACCAUCUGCUUUGCAACCCUGAUUUACUUCUUCACAAAUCCCACAUUCCGCAAAAAUCUAUUCUGCUCGACGAUAUACCUUGAUCGUUUGAACUUCUCACUACUGGAUUUUAACCUUCGCUUCUGCGGAAAGUCGAACAAACUGGAGUUCAUCUCGUAA
Messenger RNA from Babesia sp. Xinjiang, 402 nucleotides. RefSeq lists its product as uncharacterized. NCBI's taxonomy places the organism in Eukaryota, Apicomplexa, Aconoidasida, Piroplasmida, Babesiidae. The record is from RefSeq and is a predicted model, not a curated record. The coding region runs from base 1 to 402 and encodes 133 amino acids. The transcript has 6 exons.